AUCUGACUUUCAGUUGACAGACCAUUUUCACUUUCCGUAGAGUUCUGAAACCUUUCAGCAACGUUCGAUUUACAAUUUAAAGUUCAAACUCCUGAUUUUCUCGAACAUUCAUUCAGAGAUCUAGAGUACCACUGAGUAGACUGCUACGUUCUUACUGGCAAUUAUUUAACUGAGGAGAAAUAAAUCAGCGAUAUGGCAGAAAAACUAUUGACCAAGUUUGCAAAAGAAAACUUUGGGCACACCGAGUACAUCCCUGCUGUCCAUGGUCGUUGCUCCAGCAUUAAGCCCUCUACUCUGAUUAUCAAACGAAAGCGCGCAUGGUGGAAGAAACCAUUCCAUCACUCGGAAAUGAUCGUUCUUUCUGAGCUUGAGAAAUAUGUCGAUGAAAAUUUCAAAAAGUUCUAUACUGAGGUUGCAGAGAGUCUUCUUACAAAGAGUGAAAAGAAGCUGAAGAAAAAAGAAAUAGCCGAAGUGGUGGAGAAGCACAGCGUUAGUCUCAAAACAUUAGACUAUGCAAAGAUCGAAUGUGAAACUAAUUGCAACAUGGGAGAUAUGGAACUGGGCAACAUAGACGAAAUAUACUAUGAAGAUACAGAUCUACGUUCGCUGCUGGAAAAUGCAAUCCUGUCCAAUAAAAAAUUGAGUCCCUAUUCUAAGCAGAAGAUGUACAUUGUGACAGGUGUGGUAUACAGCAGCAUGUUUAAGGUCAUUGGAAAAAGGGAAACCUCAUUUGGUAUUAACGGACAAAUUGCCUUCAAAUCGAAGCUUGGUGGGUGGAUGACCAGAGUCGGAAGCCUGCGUGGUGGCUGUUCUAACAUUAAAUGUAAAGCAGCUUUGGUGUCAAGAACGAAGAAAGCACCGAUUCUGUUCACAAUUAGUCCAGUCGAAUAUGACGAGCAGGCCAAAAAGCUUAAACUUCCAAAUGAUGUUUUUGUGGGCAAUAUCAUUGCUCGUGGAAAGUGUAGUCUUGGAAAACUGGAAGACAAGAUUCAUGAACUGGCUCAUGUCACCGAAGAAGAAACAGAAGAACAAGAGCAAUUGUUAUCAGAACUGUUUCAGAUAGCAAAAAUAGAAGCCAAGAUCGAAGCAAUUGAACGCCUGUUGAUGUCUGUCAACACAAGAGAUGAGCGGGAAGUACUUGUCGUGAAAUUCCUUUACAUGCUUGAAAGGCUUUUAAGCGAAAAAGGUCAAAAACUGUAUCUAGACGGAUGCUACUUUCCUGAGACAGACAGCGAAAAGGAUUUCUUUACUGAGCUCGGGUUAUGCCUUGAUGGAGCUAAUGUUUCUGCACCUGAAGAAGAUCUCCUUCAGAAUGUUCAAGACUAUGGGCUGAUCCUAAAAUUCAUUGCAGCGAGCAACCAGGAGGAAUUGGAUGAACUUGACAAAAUAUUAAUUGAAGGGAAAAGAGAUGACAAAGAAGUCGCCGAAACUCAAGAACAACUAAAAAAGCAACAAGCAGAGGAACAAGAAAUAGUUUGCUGAGUACAUAGAGCGAACGUAAAAUCAAUAAACGACACAAAUUUUCUCUAAAGCAAUGAAAAUUUGGCUUUUUUUAAAGAUUCUACAACCUAUAACAAUACCAUUUUUAAAGCAGAAGUACAUGGGAAAAAAUUAACGAACAGAGAAAAAAGGCAAAAAAUCUGUCUUGUCUAACGGCUCGUUUUUGAUAAUUCUUCCUAGAGCAUUUAUUUUCGUAAACUCGAAAAAUAAAAACAAAAAUGUUUGGGACAACCUUUAAACUAUAUAAGCUUGUGAUAUUUUUGGUGUAUUAAAAAAUAAAUAAAACAUACUGAAGGGCGUUAUAGCGUGCGCUAAUCUUGCAUCCUGUGUGUGUGGCGGCCUUUUGUUGAGGAGCUCGAGGACUGUGAAUCGUUUUUCCCCUGUGCAGAUAACUGCUUCGUCUUUACUCGAGCAUUUGUUGAUGUAUUUGAAGUAAAUUUAUGUUCUGGGCUAUUUACUAGCAACUGGAUUUUAUUGCGCCUAUUGCGAUUAUUUACUAGCAACUGAAUUUUAUUGCGCCUUCGUGAUAAGGCUUAGCAGCAUGUUAUAAUCAGAUUUUCAUAGGCCGACUGCUGUUGUCGAAAUCAGAACAAAAGUAAUAACGACCAUUGAUAGUUGUCAGAAGUCAAUAUAUGUGCAAUUUAUAUGGAUGAAGUCUUCAUAAUUAAAAUGCAGAAAUAAAAGUAGGCAGAAAUGAAAAGAAA
Molecule: messenger RNA, 2204 nt
Organism: Actinia tenebrosa (Australian red waratah sea anemone)
Lineage: Eukaryota; Metazoa; Cnidaria; Anthozoa; Actiniaria; Actiniidae
Source: RefSeq, a predicted model, not a curated record